GGAUGUUCCCACAGGAAACAGAAUUUAGACAAGAAAAAUCAUGAUGGCUGACAGUGACGGCCCAUUUCCUAAUUCAUCUGAAAAUGCUAACCAAUAUGAUCGAAGAGACGCAAUAUCAGAUGGCAUUAUAGAUCUUCUGAAGCCAACAGUUGAAGAGAUUGAUGACAGAGUUAAAACUGUGAGAGAAAGUCAAGUUGAACUACGCCAGCAAAUUGACAGCUUAGCUGGAGAUUUGCUGAUAAUAUCCAGUAGCCAGACUAUAUCGGUGGACUUGGAAUCAUAUGUAAAAAAGUUGAACAAUUCAAGAAGGCGUGUUAUGUUAGUCAAUAAUAUUUUACAAAAUGUUCAGGAGAGAUUGACCAAAUUAUAUAACAAUGUUUCACGUGAGACUGCUCGACGGAAAGUAUUACUAGAUCCACCAGGGGCAGGCAGACUAAAAUAAGCCAUUGAAUGCCAUUCUUCCAUGCUUAUAAUAUGUGAUAUUCAUUCCAUGAAACUGUUUAUCAAUGUGCAAAUUAUUUAUUCACCUGCAAGAAGGACCAGCCUUUUGUGUUGAAUCAUGUUCUAGGGAAUGAUAAUUAAUUUUAUAAUCUGAAGAUAACGAUACUCAGAUGUGAUUUUAGGGGAUAAUAUGAUUGUAUGAUUAAGGUGAUGAUAUUGGUAGUGUUGAUAAAGAAAUCACAAAUAAUAUUUUAGGGGUAUAAUGCAAUUAAAUGUAUUAUGUGAUAAUAAGAUGGUAUGUUUAGGGUUAUAAUUGAAUUGUGUACUUUAGGGGAUAAAUAGGGGAUAAUUUUCUUUAUUGUUGAUAAAAGAAAUCACAAAUUAUCAUUAAAGGGGGGGGGGGUAAAGAUAUUGUAUGUUUAAGGAGAUUGUAUAUUCCAGGUGAUAAUUAUGGUGAUAAUUAUGGUAUUGUAAAGAAAUUACAAAUCAUGAUUUUAGAGGAUAAUGACAGUGUAUGCUCUAGUGAUAAUAAAAUCAUGAUAAGUGAUAAUAAUAUUUUUGUAAUUUCAGGCCACAUUGAGAUGGCAUAUUUAGAUAAUAAGAUUAUUUUUUUUAAUUAUUACCAUAUAAUAAUAAUUACAUUCAAUCAUUUUUGGUUAUAUUUGUAAUUGUGGGCUAAGCAUCAGUUUUAUGACACAUAUUAAAAAAAUGCUAUUUUAUAAAUAACUUGUGGUGAAUCAAUGUUAUUUUAUAAAUAAUUUGUGGCGAAUAAAUGUUAUUAUAUAAUUAACUUGUGUUAAUUCAAUGUUAUUUUAUAAAUAACUUGUGGUGAAUCAUUAUAUUAAUUUCUAUAAAUAAUUUGUGGAGAAUCAUUAUGUUUUUGUAUAAAUAACAUGUGGCAAUCAUUAUGUUAAUCUAUAAAUAACUUGUGGCAAAUCAAAUUCAUCAUGUUACUCUAUAAAUAACUUGUGGCGAAUCAUCAUGUUAUUCUAUGAAUAACUUGUGGCGAAUCAUCAUGUUAUUCUAUAAAUAACUUGUGGGGGGGUCGUUAUGUUUUUGUAUAAAUAACUUGUGGUGAAUCAUUAUAUUAUUCUAUAAAUAUCUUGUGGCGAUUCAUCAUGUUAUUCUAUAAAAAAACUUGUGGCAAAUCCUUUUUUUAUUCUAUAAAUAACUUGUGGCGAAUCAUCAUGUUAAUCUAUAAAUCAGUCUUUUUGAAACAAUGUUAUUUUUAAAAUCAUUUGUGGUGAAUCAGUGUGGUGUUUUAUAAAUAUUCUUUCUAAUAAUCACUUGUGGUAAAUAAAAAAUAACCAGCAAUUGUGUAUAAAGAUUUUUGUGCCAAUAACCCACCACACAUUCUUACAUAUUGUUAAGAUAAUUUGAGUAAAUGUUUAAGAUUUAUUGAAAGCGAAAAAAUAAAUAUUGUAUUACUGUGAAAUUAAAAAGUUAAAUCCUUAAUACUUAAUUGAUUGUGUGUAUUUCUGUGUAUGUUGAAUUAAGGUUCACUGUAAUACCUUACUAGUUUUGUGUAUUACUGUGAAAUUAAAAAGUUAUACCUUAAAGGGACUCCACUGAGGUUUCAAAGCCUUAAAACAUAACAUUAGAAUUUCUUACAUAAAUGAGCUGGGGGCAUUUUAAACAGAAAUAUAUGCAAAGAUUUAGAAAUAUGCUUUGAAAUAAAUUGAAAAUCACAUUUUUAUGCUUUUCUUAGCCCAAGUUGAGUGAAAAGUGUUUAAACACUUUUCAUUUUGGUCAUUUUUUUACAUCUUGAAUAAUUAUUCAGGAAAAGGAAGUGUGUGAAUGAUCUAAAAUUUUGCACAAAGAUUAGUGGUCUAAUCCUUCAUCAAAUGGUACAUUUCUCUGGAACAAAUAUUUUCAGUCCCAUCAUGUCAAAACACCUCAGUGGAGUCCCUUUAAUACUUAAUUUGGUGUAUUAUUGUGUAUAUAUAUGGAAUAUUAUGUUGUAGUAGCUUUCUGAGGCUUUGUAUUUUUCUACGAGCAGCGGUGGAAAAUUGAUAUCUCGCGAGACCCAAGAUCGAGCGAGAUAUCAAUUUUCCAACGUUGCGAGUAGAAAAAUACAAACACUCAGAAAGCUACUACAACAUGAUUUUCCUUUUAUUAUAUACCUUUUCGUUUUAUUCAGAAAAUGAAAUAUAGUUGUCAAGAAAUAAAUUCAUGACUGAGGGAUAAAUACGUAAUUCUUGCAAACCGGCCACGCCUUUAAUAAUUUUGGUUCCCGUUUUCAAAUGUAACGUUAUGCAAAGCUAAGAUCUGAACCAACGUCAAAAAUAGUCCGGCAUUUCCAUAUAUGGUACGUAAUUGUCACUAACAUAAUACGGAAAUUUCUAUCCGUUGAAGUGUAUUUGCGCUUCAAUAUUUGCGUGUAUUUUAGGGAGAAAAUUUAUAGGUAUAUAAUAAUAAAAGUUACAACUUAAUACGUUCUUCGGGGUAUAACUGUGUAACUUACUUUAAUGUUCGUGCCGAGAAAAACAGAUUUUUUAAUUAUCACCAUUGUAGAAGAUUUUUUUCUAGUUAGAGUACAAAUACAAGCAAUGAACAAUAUAACUAUGUGCAAUAUAAAUGAAAAAAUAAAUAAAUAAGCAAGCAUUUUGUAGUUUAAAAAAAUAUAUAUUGUAUUGACCUUAAUCCUGAGCUGAGUCUUCACAUAA
Molecule: messenger RNA, 3107 nt
Organism: Ruditapes philippinarum (Manila clam)
Lineage: Eukaryota; Metazoa; Mollusca; Bivalvia; Venerida; Veneridae
Product: SNARE-associated protein Snapin-like
Exons: 4
Coding region: 41-442 (133 amino acids)
Biological process (GO): lysosome organization; intracellular protein transport; regulation of synaptic vesicle exocytosis
Cellular component (GO): synaptic vesicle; BLOC-1 complex; BORC complex
Molecular function (GO): SNARE binding
Source: RefSeq, a predicted model, not a curated record